GGACCCCCACCGUGUGUUUGUACCUACCCCUUGACUGAAAAUUUAAUUCUCUUUUUCUGUCAGGUGAGCUUAAACCGCGGACAGCGAGAUUCAAAUUCAAAUUUAAAUAAUGUUCUUUGACGAGCAAUUCUCGGAAUCCCCACAACUGACAUAGUCUACUUAUUAGGAACAUUAAAUUUUAACGGAUAAAACUAAAAAGUGCCAGGCAAACAAACGUGCAUCAGCGCGAUAAGUAACAAAUGAGGAUAGCGAUCCUUGAAACAGCAACCCAAGCGCCACAGAUUAAGCUGAAACGACUGAAAAAUCAAAUAUCUGUGAUUUUCGGUAGGAUAAAUGGAAAAUUCGGUAGUUUUAGGGGGGCUCAUCUGUGAAUCGGUAGGCAUAUCAAAAAUCGGUAGGAAUACAGAUAAAUCGGUAUUUCUGGUCACUCUGAGUCAACAUCGCAACACGAAUGUAAGCAAAACAACAAGUCCGCCUGCGUAUUGUUUUCGUGAAAAGUGGUCCUCCUCUGGUCCGCUCAUUAUCUUUCAGCUUUCUUGUAACGAUGUUCCGGGCUCGCUGCCACAGCACCACUACCACCACCAGCACCAACACCAGGUUGUGAAUCAUCUAAGGACAACGAGCUAUAGAAUGUGACCUACCUGAGGCGUAGUGCAGUGGACGACCGAACAAAAACAACACCUCCACCCACCCCUCCCUUCUCCGGGAAACAACAAACACAAGGAUGGAAUUUAAGUACGCCAGCUGGAUCGCGCUCAGCGUCGCCGUGUCGAUCAAUCUGUUCGGAGUGUUCUGGGUGACGACCAUGGUUAUCGGUUUGGUGCUCUUCCUGCUCGGGUUUCUUACCAUACUGUACUUACAACAUAGCGAUCUGGACAAGUUCCUCGACAGUGGCCUACUGGAGAAUCCGCUGGACGAACCAAAAUCGCUCGGACUUAGCAUCGUGCAAACCGAAUCGAGUCGAGGGGCAAAAGCGCCCCACCAGCCGCCCGGUGAUCCGUCCGCGGUCACCGGGGGCCACGGUACCCGCCGGCGCAACUUUCUCGAUGCCGGAAUCGAGCUGCUGUUUAAGAAGCGCGAACCACGAACCGGCGUCGGCGAGCAGCCAGCAAAAGCGAACGCAAUCACGGACCACCUAAUGCACCGUGGCCACCAUUUGCACCACUUCCACCAACGGGACCAUCAUACCAUUCUAGAUACGAGCCCGGUCGCCGAUCGGCCGCCGGCACUGCACCGGCAGCCCUCGCCCGGGGAGGAGCGGGGAAGCCGCGGCUGGAGACCGUUCGAGAGCAUUAAGAUACACACGGACAAGCGGCAGGCGGCAGCGGGGUCGUCGGCGUCGUCUAGCGGAGCGGACCACGAACCGGACAAGCAUCGAAGGAAAGAUGUAGGAAACGUUUCCAUCGGCGAAGAAGUGUCCGUCGCCUCCGCGCCACUCUCCUCGUUCAAAUCGUACCUCACCCAUCCGGAGGUUCUGCUGCACCGGCACGAAACGCCGCCCGGCUCGCCGAAGAAGAAAAAGAUCCUCAGCGGCAACAAACCGAUCGAUCAGCUGAUCCACACCAUCCUCGACUACGUGGUGCGCGAUUUCAUCGACUCCUGGUACACGGUCGUGUCGGACAAUCGCGAGUUUUCCGAGUGCAACAUACGCACCAGCAUCGAAUCGCUCAUCCUGCAAAUAUGCAACCGCGUGCGAUCGGUCGAUCUGCUGCCGCUAAUGACGACGCGACUGAUCGACGAUCUGGCCAAGCAUACGCGGUUCUAUCGGCUCGCCACCCAGGAGGUGACAAACAGUGCCAACAGCAAAAGCUCCUCCACCACCAACGCCACCCCCACCGGCCUGGACCAGCAGAAGCGGCUGAAGAUGCACGAGAAGCUGUCGCCGCAGCGCCGCACCCUGAAGGUGGAGGGCCACCGGCGCAACAAGAGCGAAACCGACCUGACCUGGCAGCUGGGCCAGGCCGCUCUGCAAAAGAACGUGGCCAACUCGCGGUUCUACAACGUCCCGGUGGAUGAGCAAUCGCUCGGCGAUCCGGAAACGAUGCUGCUGAACGCGUUCUUCGGCUUCUGCGAGGAGUACCGCAGCGAGUGCCUGGAGCCGGACGCACUGAACGAGUACUUCCGGCGCGUGUCCGAGACGGUGCUGUACUUUGUGCUGCCGGAGGAGGACUUUAACUGUCUCGCGCUGCGCACGCUGCUGUGCAAUCUGCUCGCGAACAGUUUGCUGAAGCCGGCGUUCAGCACGCUGGCCGAGCCGGACUUUAUCAACCUGCAGAUCGCGAAACAGUUCACCAAGGAGCCGCCGGCGGGCGAGUUUCUGCUGAAGAUGAUCCGCCAGUCGACGGAUCUGUCGGAGCUGCGCGCCUGCCGCCAGCUGAUUACCAAAGAGAUGGACGCGAAGUACAAGGACAGCAGCUGCAGUGCGGAGCUGGCCAGCCUGAAGUACACCCAGAAGCUGAUCGAUCUGCGCAUCAGCCAUCUGCAGAACAACAAGAAUGACUUUGGCAAGACGGAGCGAGACAAAGCGUCCACCAGCCUGCCCCAGCUCACGCUGGACGAUAUACUGCGGAAGGAGCUGGCCGUGUUCUACUAUCUGGACUAUCUUAGUGUAUUAAAUCUGCAAAAGUAUGUGAUAUUUUAUCUCACCGCUCAAGAAUGGAAAAUUAGUACCAGCCAAUGCUACUCCGAGAUGCAGACGAACAAAUCGAAGCUCAGUCGGGAGGAACUGCUCCGCAGCAUUCGCGACAAGGCGAGCAAUCUGUACCAAGAGUAUCUGCAACCCUCCUCGCCCAACUACCUGAACAUCGAUCCGGGGCUGAUAGAGGCGCUGAACUUCCGGCUGAACGAUCCCACCAUCCAGCCGGAAAACACCUGGUUCGACUCGAUCUGCAAGUACAUCUACGAGAAGCAGAAGAACGAGGAAGUGUUCCUGAACAACUUCUACCAGAGUGUGGCCUACAAGCAGCUGCUGCGCGAGCUGGACUUUCACAACGCGCACGAUCCGGACAUGCCGUCGCUCGACCACCUGACCGUGCUGGGCGGGCUGUCCGCCCACAGUGACAGUGCGAGCGACACGAACAGCGGCGACAUACGCUUCGACGAGACGGACGACGAUGAGGACGGUGCGGCGACGGGCACGCAACCUGCUACCGCCACCACCACGCUACCGCCGCCCAUCACGGUGGACAUCAAGGAGGAGCACGAUGUGCGGGCGGGCACCAGUGCCGCGAAGAAACCGUCCCCUGCCAGCCUGUUCCCGACCACCGUCAACACGAUCAAGCACGCCCGCUCGCACAGCGACUGUACCGGGAUGUUUGCCGCCAUCAACGAUCUCAACAUCGAGCAGCUGCGCCAAUCGUCCGACUGUUCCAGCAACGAUUCGGGCAAUGAGGCAACGGCCGUGCUGUCUGCGCCCCGCCGCAUCCCGGCACCCCAUCUGACGGACGUGUCCUCUGUCCAUGAAGCGAACCAUCAUCAGCAGCAGGGUCAUCUUCACCAUCAUCACCACCACCACCACCUCCACCAUCAUCAGUACAAGCAUAAGCUGUCCGCGCGCAUCAUCAACACGGCGAUACACUGCGAGGGCCACUAUGCGGUGUACGCGAUCCAGGUGCACGUGAUCGAGGACAAUCACCACAAGAGCUGGCACAUCUACCGGCGCUACUCGAAGUUUCUCGAGCUGAAGAAGCUGCUGGUGAAACGGUUUCCCGCCCUCGACCGCGUCCCGUUCCCCGCGAAGAAAGCGUUCCAGAACACGCAGCGCGCCGUGCUGGAGCACCGGAUGGAGAUACUGAACCGGUUUUUGGCGGAAAUCUGCGCGAAGGCGGAACUGUCCGAGGAGAUGAUGGCGAUCAUACGGAACUUUCUCGAGCCGGACACGGACGACCGGAAGAUGCACGGUGGACCGGUGGUAAAGACGAUCGAGAGUCUCAAGUCGGGCAUGAGCAAGAUACGCAACAUGCCCGACACGCUCGUCGGCGGCAUCUCGCGCAUGUUCGUGGGCAAGAGUGCGCUGAAGGAGCGCAGCUUCUACGACAUCCAGGACAUACCGACGCUCGAGCUGAAGCAGUCCGAGUAUCCGGCCCUCGCCUCCGCCCUCAACCUGCUGGACGAGGUGUUCGAUUUGCAGAACAAAUCGCAAUGGUUGCGCCGCGGGCUGAUUAACCGGCUGCUCGGUGCGCCCUGGGUUAGCCACGCAACGAACAAGCGCAUCGUGCAGGGCGCUAGCAGCCUGCUCGCACCGGACAAGCUGGAGGCGAUCCUUUCCUCGAUACUCAACAACGUGUGGCCCGAGGGCGAUCGCUUCAAUCCAACCACGCCGCUGCGCGAGGACAGUACCCGGUUGCGCACGAAGCUGGCGGCAAAGAUUUCCCUAUUUGCGCUCCUGUCGGACGAUCUGAAGCACGUGGUCGGUUCGGUGACGUGCAACAGCGGGCUGCUCAACUUCUUCCAGAUGCUGCAGAACAAGAAGCUAAACACGCGCCUACUGCUCAUCCUGUUCAACCGGUUGCUGGUGGUGAUCCUGCAGACGGAAAGCGUUACCAAGCACGCCCAGCUGUUGCUGAACACGACCGGGGGAGCCGGGGGGACGACGACGAACGGUACGGACGAGGGGGCAACGAUACGCGUCGGCGCAACGUCGGGGCUAAUGUCCGGUGCACGGAAACCUUCCAGAUAUUCGUAAAUUCUCUAAAAAGCAUUCCAAACAAACGAAACAGUAUGCGCCGUGCUUGCAGAAGUGGGCAGAAGCUAACCUAUAUAUUUUUUUAAACGAAACUGUAUUAAUUGAGAUGAUGCUAUGUUUGAUUUGCGUCGCUUUUAUCGCGCCAUUCCAACAUUGAUUGGUAUUGAUUUAGUGUUUUUGCUGUGUUUUAUUAGUUAGACCCUUCAUUAGGACCGUUUUUACUGUUAAUAAUGUCGUUAAUACGUGUCAUUGGUGGCAUUUUAUGGUGUUGCAAUGGUGUUUUAGUGUAUUGUUUGAUGCCGAACGCCUCUCUUCAUGAUUGUCUAUUGCGUUAAUAGAGUAGACCCACAUAUCAGGUGCUUAAUAACAAAAUGUUCGUUUUCUCCCCCUUUUGCUUUUGCGCUGUUCUCUCGCUUUGAGCCAUAUUUUGUAGCUGCUUAAAAAGGGUGAAACACCCGUUGUGCCGAUGGAAGGAGAACGAAAUGAUCAAAUCGUCUGCGAGAGGCUGUAACCGUGUAGAGUACAUUAUUAUUAUUGUUGUGUGUAGCGAAAAGAGGGAAUAAAAACGAUGAAACUAAA
Anopheles gambiae (African malaria mosquito) is the source of this 5263-nucleotide messenger RNA. RefSeq names its product sorting nexin-13. The coding region runs from base 725 to 4684 and encodes 1319 amino acids. The record is from RefSeq and is a predicted model, not a curated record. Gene Ontology annotation, cellular component: early endosome. The transcript is spliced from 9 exons. Lineage: Eukaryota; Metazoa; Arthropoda; Insecta; Diptera; Culicidae. Gene Ontology annotation, molecular function: phosphatidylinositol binding.